AUGGUUCCCGUGCUCCCAGGCCUGUACUUGGGCUGCGGCCUAGCGGGCGCCGAGGCGGGAGAGGCGACGGCGCUGCUGUCGGUGGACUCGGAGCCGCCCGGGGGCGCGGGGGCCGGGCCGGAGGAGGUGCUGCACGUCCCGCUGCUGGACGAGCCCCGGAGCGACCUGCUGAGCCGCCUGGACGCCUGCGCCGCCUUCAUCAGCCGCGCCCGGGAGCGGGGCGGAGCCGUCCUGGUGCGGUGUCAUGCAGGGGUCAGCCGAAGCGUUGCUGUCGUCACUGCUUAUUUAAUGAAAGUGAAUAACCUCCCUUUUGAAGAGGCCUAUGCCUUUGUCCAGGCUCUUAGGCCAGAAGCCAAAAUGAACGAAGGUUUUGAGUGGCAGCUGCAACUCUAUGAAAAAAUGGGCUGUGAAGUUGAUGUAACCAGUGUCCUUUACAAACAGUAUCGUUUGCAGAAGGUUAUAGAGAAAUAUCCUGAGCUACAAGUCCUGCCGCGAGAGGUUUUCGCCGCUGACCCAAGCGCUGGACACCAGACUCCAAGUUAUGAACCUCUGUAUAAGUGCAGGAAAUGCAGGCGCCUGCUCUUUCAGAGUUCGAGUAUUCUGACUCACAUGGAAGGCAAGGGGCCUGCUGCUUUUGCGCACAAGAGACUCCCGGACCCUGCCUCUUUUCAACGUGGCGGCCCUUCUACCUGCACUUCUUAUUUCGUCGAGCCUGUACAGUGGAUGGAGCCAGCCCUUCUCGGGGUGCUGGAAGGGCAGCUUCUGUGCCCCAAAUGCUCCUCAAAGCUGGGCUCCUUCCACUGGCAUGGCGAGCAGUGUUCCUGCGGCCAUUGGGUGACCCCUGCCUUCCAGAUUCACAAGAGUCGGGUGGAUGAAGUGAAAGGGCUUCCUGCGGGCAGUCUGCAGUCGGGGAAAUGAACUUGGUU
This is a messenger RNA of Euleptes europaea (tarantolino), 926 nucleotides long. It is a transcript of the gene DUSP12, whose product is annotated as dual specificity phosphatase 12. Gene Ontology annotation, biological process: protein dephosphorylation. The coding region runs from base 1 to 918 and encodes 305 amino acids. Lineage: Eukaryota; Metazoa; Chordata; Lepidosauria; Squamata; Sphaerodactylidae. The transcript has 6 exons. Gene Ontology annotation, cellular component: nucleus. The record is from RefSeq and is a predicted model, not a curated record. Gene Ontology annotation, molecular function: protein tyrosine/serine/threonine phosphatase activity.